Messenger RNA from Funneliformis caledonium, 248 nucleotides. Lineage: Eukaryota; Fungi; Glomeromycota; Glomeromycetes; Glomerales; Glomeraceae. The record is from the annotation of a GenBank genome assembly.
AUGCGCAAUAAAGUUAACUUUAACACUCUUUGGAAACGUAAAUCAAGAGAAAAUGAAACGCCUGAGCAUUGUGAAGCUCAUCUUGUCAAGGAAACCCAUGAAGCUGCAGCAAUCACAGCCGCAGCAGCAACGAUCUAUGAAGUCAUAGCAACCACAGCCACAGCAGCAACGAUCUAUGAAGCCACAACUGCAGCAGAAUCGAAGUAUGCUAAAGCAGGAUCGAGACAUUUCAGAGUAGCAAGAUCGGA